This is a messenger RNA of Leucoraja erinaceus (little skate), 3721 nucleotides long. RefSeq names its product vezatin, adherens junctions transmembrane protein (gene vezt). The transcript is spliced from 12 exons. Gene Ontology annotation, biological process: cell-cell adhesion. The coding region runs from base 62 to 2443 and encodes 793 amino acids. Gene Ontology annotation, cellular component: plasma membrane. The record is from RefSeq and is a predicted model, not a curated record. NCBI's taxonomy places the organism in Eukaryota, Metazoa, Chordata, Chondrichthyes, Rajiformes, Rajidae. Gene Ontology annotation, molecular function: myosin binding.
GUCGGACUACUACUCCCAGAAUGCUACACGCCGUCUUCACCCACUUAAAUGGCGGCCGGCGAUGGGCGAAGUGUUUGAUGAAGAGCUGGUGUUGGAGAACUCUCCUUUGUACCAAUACCUACACGAUGUGGGGCAUACAGACUUUGAAACCUGUCCAAGUUCGUCAUGGGUGGAGGAAUGCUCACCAAGUGAAUUGGAUAUCCCUGUGGUAUCAAAAAGGAGCUUCUUAUCAAAGUUUGUUGAUGUUAUUCAAAAAUGGAAUCCAUUCUCCGAAACUAAGAGAAGGAAAGAUUUGGAAUCUCUGGAUAUGGAUUUUCAACUGAGCGCUCUGAGCACCAUCCUGGAGCAGGAAGUGCUUUUGCAGGAGGAUAUGGAGCUGAUUGAACUGUUGGACCCCAGCAUCCUGCGCUCAACACAGGCCCAGCAACAGAGAGGUGGCCAUCAGCCAGCACGCUGCUUGUCCGGAACUCCCAGCAUUUGGGAUCUUUCCACAUUGGCUGCAUUUGCUAGUGUCUUCAUCGUGACCUCCAACCUGAACGAUGCUUUCGCUUGGGUCGUGGUAGGAAUGUUUGGGCUCGGUCUUUAUUUGGUUUUUAGAGGCUUUGGUUUCUGGAAGAGCGCCAGGCUUCAGCAAUCCAUGAAAAAAUACAGCAAAUGUCUCUCAAAUCUGGUGACAAAUAGCCGAGCUUUCGAUAGUCUUGUACGAAAAUCCCUGCGACAGAUUCAGGAGGUAGAGGUCAUUUCAAGAGGAUUCAUGCUGGUGACGGCUGCAUAUCCUGCAAGUAAACUAGGGAGUUCCCGGCAACAGCAAGGGCAGCAGCUAAUUGGCCUUAGGAAAGCAGUGUACAAUGCAGUGAAGUCCACCUAUCGAGCUUCUCGUCUGGCCACUUGCUACCUGCUGAAGUGCUAUCCUCUGAACGCUGAGAUUGAUAAUGUGACAAACUAUCUGUGUGCAAUCCCAUUAAGUGAACUGGGGUUGGGAUUGAAUGAGGAUGCUCUGUCUGACGAAGAGGCUCAGGAACUUACUGAUGGCUACAGUCUUGGGCCGUUAAAGAUACUCUUUCAGCUGUGUGUCGGCCAAAGCUCGGAGUUCUUCAGACGCUUGAUUUUACUAUUGUCUCCAGUUCAAACUGCGCACAAGUCUCGUGUUUCUCCUGGAAAUUUGGCGCAUCAGAUUGUCGCAGAAGUAAUCGACAGUCUUUCUCAUACUGUCACUGCUCGCCUUGAAGAGUUGAAGCGGAGCUAUGAACUGCACAGAUACUUGCAGCACCAACCUAACUUAAAAACCCCAAAGAGGACCAGCCAACAAUCAAGUAAGCUGAAGAAUAUUUAUGCUGUCGUUCGUAGUCUGCAGCUCCACCUUAAGGUGCUACUAACUGAGGUUAUUACUUUAGAAGAUCAUCUAGAGAAGCUCCAUGAAUCCAGAGAGCAGCAAGAAAUAAUGCCUGACGUGUACCAUGAUCUAGAUCAGAAACUCAAAUUGAUCAAGCCACAUGUAGAAGCAACAAUGGGCUGUUGGGAAGAGGCAGGAAAUCUGGUGUAUAAACUAGAUAACUCUUCUAGGGGGCACAAAGAUGGACCAGGUAGACUGAACAAUAAUUUGAUUCCAGCCUCACAAUCCUCAGAAAAAACAGUGGUGCAGAUCAAAGAUCAGGAUCCAGUCCCCGAAGAGCAGGAAUUUGAAGCUUACGUUGAAGAAUCUGACUCGGAUGGAGACUUCCGAAGCGGUUCCUAUUGCUGCUUGUCACCGGAAGAGCGAGAAAAGGAGAAGCGAGAGAGGGAGGAGUCCAGGAGAGUGCUUCAGGAACUGAAAAGUGUACUGGGAUUCAAGGCCUCUGAGUUGGAGAGGCAGAAGUGGAAGCAACUUCUUUUCAAUGACCAAGCUGCUCUGAAAGCCCUGCCGUCCAUGGAUGUGCCACUGCUGGUGGGAGAAGUGGUGGUGCCUGUAGACAUUGGAGCAAAUGACCUCCAGGGUUGUGAGGAGGACGUGCAGCAGAAAGACCUCGGUCAAUUAGACACCUCCCCUGAUGGCCAAGAAUGCUGCAGUGCUCUCGCAUUUGAAUCCACUGAUGCGCUUUCAAAUGAUACCACCUUUAGUAACGUUACCGGAAUGGGGGAUGCAGACGGCAGCUCGGCUCACUGCUCGGACCCCACAGACAGAAAGCAGGAACAUUCCCAAUUGCCGCUUUGUGAACAGCAGCAGACGGCUGUAAGACGGAGACUCGCGGAAAGGCAUGGACCAUCCUCCCUGCACCUGACCUCUGCUCUGGCAGUACAGGCUGCUGCCCGCUCACUCACCUUUACCUGCUUUACAGAACAAACCUUUGGAGAUGAUGAUGAUGAUGAUAGUGUUGAUGAUGAUGAUAGUGUUGAUGAAGAUGAUAACGUGAGCAAUGACCAGGGUGAGGAUGAAAGAGAAGAGCAGCACGAUGUCAGAAACUGAGAAAGGUCACAACAUGUAAAGAUACUGCAAGUUUGAGCUCUGCACUGGGUAAACAAUAAAUAUAACAUAACAUAUUUAUUUAUAAUUUUAAAGCUGGAUGAUGUGAUGCAGGAUGUACUCGAUAAAGAAACAAAGCGGGUGUAAUUUUGAUCAGCAACGUGCCUGUUCCUUGCAGUGUGGGUGUUCAUAAUGAACCCUGUGGUGAUCACUGGAUCAUUGGUACUGGACAAUGGAGUGAUUACAACAGCAGCCACUUGCAUUAAAUGCACUGGGAUGUGGUGUGAAGGAUGUGUGUCCUGGAUUCUGGUGAAGUUGGGGAGAAAUCUUUUGAAGCAAUGCAAGAGUUUAGAAUGCAGUAGGUAAUGCCUACUGAUGCACUGUCCCUCUUACCAAGUUCUACCGUUGCUGCUGAUUUCUGUGGCCAGGGAAUAAAAUACAGAGUAUUCAGUCAGCUGCUGUCCAAACAUCUCUGAAAUAGUAUGACUGUGAUUGAACCAGAUUCAUAGAACAAUGAACAAUAGCGCACAGGAGCAGGCCCUUCAGCCCACAAUGUCUGUGCCGAACAUGAUGCCAGGAUAAGGUAAUCUGGCUUGCCUGCUCAUAAUCCAUAUCUCUCCAUGCCCUGCAUGUACAUGUGCCUAUCUAAAAGCUUCUUAAAUUGCACUAACAUAUCUACCUCCACCACCACCCCUGGCAGCAUGUUACUGGCUCCCACCAACCUGUGUACAACGUUGAAAAGAUUGCCCUGCACAUCUCCUUUAAACUUUAUUGCCCCUCAACUUAAAGCUGUCCCCUCUAGCCUUUGACAUGUCCACCCUGGGGGAAAAAGGUUCUGAUUGUCUCCCUCAUCUUUAUUUUAUAUUCCUAUCGCACCUCCCCUCCUACCUUCAACAUAUCAGAGAAAACAAAGCAAACCAAGUGCCUGUUCCGCUGAGUUACUUCAUCUUGCGUCUUAACUUCAAGUCUGUUCAACCUCCCCUUAUAGCUAACACCCGUCCAUGCAGCAUUCUGGUAAACCUCUUCUGCAUCCUCUCCAAAGUGUUAGAAGCUUGAACGUGCAUACUACCAGACUCUGGAACAGCUGCUCCCCUUCUAUUAUCAGGCUACUCAAGAGUCCAAUAGUCAAGAGUGUUUUAUUGUCGUGUGUCCUAGAUAGAACAAUGAAAUCCUUACUUGCUGUAGCAUAACACAAUAUGUAAACAUAGUGCACUGUAAACAAUAUGAUAAACGAGAGAGAAAAAAAAGUUCAGUGUGUAUGUGCACACACACACACACUUA